Molecule: messenger RNA, 765 nt
Organism: Ficedula albicollis (Collared flycatcher)
Lineage: Eukaryota; Metazoa; Chordata; Aves; Passeriformes; Muscicapidae
Gene: ZFP36L2
Product: ZFP36 ring finger protein-like 2
Exons: 4
Coding region: 1-765 (254 amino acids)
Source: RefSeq, a predicted model, not a curated record
AUGUGGAGCGGCGCGGGGCGCCGCCGAGUUCCCGCAGUUCGCCCGCUGCUGUGCAGCCGCCGUCGCCGCCUCGGCCCGGCACCCGCCGUCCCGCCGGGAAGGAGUCGGGACCGUUUCGGAUCUCAAGCAGACGGCCCUCUCCUAUCUAGUCGUGGCUUUUCCAAACCCUCCGAGGAGAGCGGGAUCUUUCGGUCCUUCCUGUAUAUCCGACCAUUACAGGAUCUAGAAAUGUCGACGACACUUUUAUCUGCCUUCUACGACAUUGACUUCCUGUGCAAGACAGAGAAGUCCCUGACCAACCUCAGCAGCAUGCUGGACAAGAAAGCCGUGGGGACCCCGGUGACCCCUCCCAGCUCCAGCUUCGCGCCAGGCUUCCUGCGGCGGCACUCGACCAGCAACCUGACGGCGCUGGCCGGCGGCUCCAAGUUCCCCAGCCCCACCGGUUCCAGCUCUUCUUCCACAUCCUCCUCCUCCUCGUCGUCGUCCUCCUCCUCCUCGUUCGGCAACCUGAAGGAGACGGGCUCCGGCGGAGGCGGCGGCAGCAGCAGCCCCACGGCCCUGCUCAACAAGGAGAACAAGUUCCGGGACCGCUCCUUCAGCGAGAACGGCGAGCGCAGCCAGCACCUCAUGCAGCAGCUUCAGCAGCAGCAGCAGGCGGCCGGCAAGGGGAGCGGCUCCGGCGGGAUUGCAGAGCACCAAACACACCCCCAGCAGAGUGCCACGGAGCAGAGAGAUGCUGCUCCUCACCACCUGCAUCCUGGUUGA